This is a messenger RNA of Cladophialophora carrionii CBS 160.54, 2211 nucleotides long. RefSeq lists its product as uncharacterized. The record is from RefSeq and is a predicted model, not a curated record. The transcript has a single exon. Gene Ontology annotation, molecular function: protein binding. Bases 1 to 2211 code for a protein of 736 amino acids. Lineage: Eukaryota; Fungi; Ascomycota; Eurotiomycetes; Chaetothyriales; Herpotrichiellaceae.
AUGGCCCAACCGUUAACUCCACAACCAUUUCUUUCCCCGAACUCAUCCAUACCGUCGAACGCCGCUGCACUGUGGCAUUUCACCUCUUCGACUCGAACUUCGGGAUCCGGCGCAAAUACUCCCACUGGCAAUACCUAUCUCAUGCCCACCAGUCCGGCCAAGCAUGCGGCCGGCAUGAAGGAGGGCUCCAAACCCAAGAUUUCAAAGACGACCGGACAGAAACCAGCUUGUCUCGUCAAUGCAUCGGUUACCUACUGUGGAAAUGACCAGAUCUACGCUUUCGGCGGUUUCGACCAGUUCACGGAUGAAGUCUACAAUCACGUGCUGCGGCUAAACCUCAAGACGCUAAAUUGGGCUCUAGUGGAUAAUUAUGGAGACAUUCCCGGAGUCCGUAUGGGGCAUUCAGCAUCCCUCUACGAAGGCGACAAGCUGCUCGUCUAUGGUGGAGAGAAUGAACAUCGGGAGUAUCUGUCGGAUGUGGUCAUACUCAACCUGAAAGACCAUCAUUGGACCCAACCAGAUGUUCAAGGCCCCAUCCCCAAAGGCCGAGCCCGACAUGCUGCCGUUGUCUACGAAGACAAGUUGUUCGUCAUUGGUGGACUGACCGGCGAGGCGAACUACAUACUCGAUGAUAUUUGCUACUUGGAUCUCAAGACAUGGACGUGGUCAAAAACAUGGUCAUUUGUCCAGAGGUUUGAUCACAGUGCAUGGAUAUGGGGUGGCCGACUAUGGGUGCUCGGUGGACUCGGGGCGGAUAUGGAGCGCCCGUCAGAGAUUUGCUGGUUGGACCUCAAGGGAAGCCCUGCUCUAUCGGGUUCAGGCAGACAGUACUCCACCGUCGGCCGGAUUCCUUCUUCUAGACACGAUCCCUGGUUGCACCCUACCAGGGCUGACCGGAUUGACACAUACACGGCAAACUCAGGAAGCGUCCACAUUCGCUCCACCAGGCGGGAGAAGCCCACUGCCCCGGGUGCCAUAUCGACACUCAAGUUCGUUUCAGGUCCGCAUGUCCCACUACAGUCUUCGGGGACCCACUUCCACGUCUGCUCGUCUGGAGCUCUACUUGACUUUAUCACUCCAUCGUCAACGAUCCGUCAUAUCGAAUGCAACUUGUCAUCUCUAGAGCUGGACUCUUUGAGGUGGCAGAGGUUGGUAGAAGGUCCUGAGCUAUUCCAACCGGGGUACAAAUGGCAUUAUUGCACCAUCAACGAGGACGGCACCAAGGUCUGGCUCCUCGGCUCUCCUGGCGAUGAUACCGCCGGCGCUAACCAGGAGCUCCAAUUGAGUGAAGUCCUGGCCGUCGACCUGAAGCGAUACGGCUUGCUGGGCAACCUGGAUGCCACACUCUCGGAGCAGAACCGCAUCCUUGCCUCCGAACGCCAGACAACCCACGCAGUUGGGGGCGUCGCUUCUGGUCUUGGCUUCGACCUCGCCACCAUCUUCGACCAAGCCCCUGAAUCCGGCAGCAUGAGCGACUUCACCAUCACAGCCAACAACACCGAAGACGACGAUGACGCCAUCUCCGAAGCCGAUUCCCAGCUCCGCUUCUCCACUAACACGACUAGUAGUCAAGUCUUUGUGUCCGAGAACUCCCCGGUCUCCCAACCCAUCUAUGUGCACAAAAUGAUCCUACAAGCUCGCUGGCCACACUUCAAACGCCUGUACGCAUCCAAAAUGCUCGAGUACCAGACUUCCCGUCUGCACAUCCCGGAACCAUAUUCUGUCGUCCGUGCGUUCCUCUACUACCUUUACACCGACAGUAUCGCCCCGCACCCCGAAUUCUGCCGUGACCUAACAGACGUGGCCGGCAUGCUCGUUAUGGCGAACCUCUACGACAUGCCGAAGCUGCGCCUCCUGUGCGUGAACCGCCUGUCCCGCGAAAUUGACAUCGAGCACGCGGCCGUGAUCUGGGAGCGUGCCGGCCGCACCGAGGAAGACUGGCUCAAAGCCCGGGCUGCCCGGUUCUGCCUGAUGAAUUGGGGCCGCAUCGUGCGCACCGAGGGCUUCAGGUCUCUCAGCCGCACGAGCCUGAUGGAGCUUUGCGAGGUCGUAGGCAUGGAGGGCCGUGUCGUGGACGGAGAUGAAAUGGAAGAAGGCGAGGGUGGGAGCAUGCUUGGUGCGCCGGGCAGGUAUCGCCGCCGGAGUCACAGACCUAGCGGGGAGGCCGAGGAGACCGAGGGCGACGAUGAAGAUGGCAUGGAUAUGAAUUGA